UGAUACGGAACCCAAAUGGGAUGGAAACCUAAUCGGGCUAUAAUGCUUGGCACAAACCCUAAGGGGGUCCUUUUUCCUUUGGUUUCCGAACUACGUUCCUUGACGCCACAGCGGAGCGGGGCGUGCCGAUCUGCAGCCAUGCAGAUCUUCGUGAAGACCCUGACGGGCAAGACUAUCACCCUCGAGGUGGAGUCUUCUGAUACCAUCGACAAUGUGAAGACGAAAAUCCAGGACAAGGAGGGAAUUCCCCCCGACCAGCAGCGGUUGAUCUUCGCCGGAAAGCAGCUCGAGGAUGGACGUACCCUGGCUGACUACAACAUCCAGAAGGAGUCGACCCUGCACCUGGUGCUUCGCCUGCGAGGUGGAGCGAAGAAGAGGAAGAAAAAAACCUACACGAAGCCGAAGAAACUGAAACACAAGAAGAAGAAAGUGAAGCUCGCUGUGUUGCAGUUUUACAAAGUGGAUGACUCCGGUAAGGUGCAGCGGCUGCGGAAGGAGUGCCCUAACCCUGAUUGCGGGGCGGGUACGUUCAUGGCGAACCAUUUCGACCGACACUACUGUGGGAAGUGUGGUCUGACCUACGUGUACCAGAAGGCCGAGGCUUAAGUGGGCCUGGUGGAUACAUCAUAUGUAGAUGCUAAUCAGAGGCACUAUUUCCUUAACGUGCGUUGUGAGUGUUUAGACCGUUUGGAAUGAAGUUUGAUUCUGUCAUUUGAGGGCACCCCAACGCUUGUUAAACCUUCAGUGGUAAUGAUGGAAAUGUUCUGAAAUGUGAGUGUAUGAAUCGUUUUA
This is a messenger RNA of Physcomitrium patens, 792 nucleotides long. RefSeq names its product ubiquitin-ribosomal protein eS31 fusion protein. Gene Ontology annotation, molecular function: structural constituent of ribosome; protein binding. The record is from RefSeq and is a predicted model, not a curated record. Gene Ontology annotation, cellular component: ribosome. NCBI's taxonomy places the organism in Eukaryota, Viridiplantae, Streptophyta, Bryopsida, Funariales, Funariaceae. Gene Ontology annotation, biological process: translation.